Messenger RNA from Benincasa hispida (wax gourd), 1563 nucleotides. The record is from RefSeq and is a predicted model, not a curated record. NCBI's taxonomy places the organism in Eukaryota, Viridiplantae, Streptophyta, Magnoliopsida, Cucurbitales, Cucurbitaceae.
AUGCGAGGAGAUAAACUUGGUGCUGAAUUGGGAAAAAUGUCACUUCUUGUGAGUAAAGGAAUUUUCUUGGGUCACAAAGUAUCUAAGGCUGACUUGGAAGUAGAUGAAGCCAAAAUUGAUGUCAUAGCAAAACUUCCACCACCAGCAAAUGUUAAAACUUUACGAAGUUUUCUAGGGCAUGUUGGCUUCUAUAGACAGUUCGUUAGAGGAUUCUCUCAGAUUGCGCGACCUCUGAGUGCACUACUAGAGGUGAACCGACCCUAUGACUUUAACGAAGAUUGCACUGACGCGUUUGAAACUUUGAAGUACGCGUUGACGACAGCUCCAGUACUGAUAGCACCGGACUGGACGCAACACUUUAUUCUUAUGUGCAACGCAAGUGAUGUGGUAGUAGGAACUAUGUUAGGGCAAAAGAAGGGUAACUUGAUACAUCCCAUCUCCUACGUGUCCAAAACACUAAAUGACUCUCAGGAACAUUAUACCAUUACUGAAAAAGAGAUGUUGGCUGUGGUAUUUGGUAUUGAAAAAUUUCGAUCUUACUUAGUUGGUGUGUCAGCCUCCAUAUACACCGACCACUCGGCUAUUAAAUUCCUGAUGAGCAAAAAGGAUGCAAAGCCAAUAUUGAUAAGAUGGGUGCUACUACUACAGGAGUUUUACAUUGAUAUGCAGGACAGAAAGAGAAUAGAAAAUCAGGUGGUUGACCACCUGUCCAGGCUAGAGAAUCAAGAAAUGCAAGCCCAAGAAAGUGAAAUCAAUGACGCAUUUCCUGAUGAAAUCUUGUUUAGAGUUGAAGGCAGGGAACCUUGGCACAAGAUUGCCACUGCCUACCAUCCUCAAACAAACGGUCAAGCGGAAGUAUCAAAUCUAGGAAUCAAGUCCAUCUUGGAAAAGGUCGUCAAUGCAACACGGAAAGAUUGGGCACAGAGGCUGGAUGAGAUGUGUAUAAGAGACAGGGAUGAGGCGCUCUGGGCCUACAGGACUGCUUACAAAACUCCUAUAGGUAUGUCUCUAUACUCUCUCGUAUUUGGAAAAGCCUGUCAUUUACCUGUAGAGUUGGAGCACAAGGCGUUUUGGGCAGUGAAGAAGUUGAACAUGAACUUAGAUGCCACGGGCGUUCAAUGCAAACUUCAGCUCAACGAGCUCAAAGAGUGGCGAUUGAACGCGUAUGAAAACAUCAAGCUGUACGAGGAAAAGACAAAGCAUUGGCAUGAUCAAUGCAUCAGUAAGAAAGAACUUGUUGUUGGUCAAAAGGUUUUAUUUUUCAACUCACGUCUGCGUUUGUUUCCAGGAAAGCUGAAAUCCAGGUGGUCAGGGCCUUUUAUCAUUAAAGAAAUCUUCCCAUAUGGAACUAUGGAAAUAACUCGAGAAGAUGGCACCAUUGCGUUCAAGGUAAACGCCCAAAGAGUUAAGCCUUACUUUGAAGAUGGGAUGGAUCGCCAGAAGUCAUCUCUCGCAUUACACAAGCCAGUUGAGGCCCGCGUCGACGUAUCCCUGCGUUUGCAACGCCAUAUAUUCCAGGGACACUUCUCUCACCCUUAUCUUUUUGCAUUUUGUAUUCUAUGA